CGAAGUACGAACUGAGAACCGAUAUUGACAGUUCACUUAAUUAAAAUUCGGGGUGGCUUGGCGAUUAACAACCGUGCCUCUGUGUAACUGUUUUCCUUCGGACUCGCCAAUUUGUGCCGGCCAUCAGGUUUAGGGGGUGAAUUCAUGGUUAUCAGGUUAGAUUUUCACACAGAUAAGAAUAUUGGUUUUCAAAGCUUCAGGAGCGUGCAUCGGUUCUGAUGCUUUUGAAUUGGUGAUGGGGGUUAUGGAGAAUAUGAUGCAUUCAAAGUCAUCAACCAGGUUUGCAUCAAUCAAUAGCAGCGACAACGAUGAAAGAUCUGGGAAAUCAUGGAUGGAAAAUGGGCAUUGCACUGUUCUUACCCAGCGCCGUUUUAAGCGCCGAAAAGUAUCUGCCAUUCGUGAUUAUCCUGAAGGCUGUGGGAGGUUUGUGCCCAGAGUUGAUUUAACACCAAAUGUAAAUAUUAUUAACGCUGGUAUUGAUGAAGGUAAAAUAGUUGAGGGUAAGAGUGGGGGAGAUUUAAAGGAUGAAUUUGUUAGAACUUCCAAACUUGAAGAUGAGUCCCAACAUGCUGUGUUUCCUACUCAGACUGUUGGGCAAUCCAGUGGCUAUAGUCUGAAGAAGGAAAUACCUGUGGUCUCAGCUAAAAUUGUUGAUGAGCCCCCCUCGACAAAUGAUGAAACUGUAAAAAUGGGGCUGGCGAGCGUGGAAAAUUUGGAAUCCAGAGGAACUGCAGGAACCAUAAAAUGUGAUUCUUCUAACAUGUCAAAAGACUUGCAUAAAAAUGACCCUUCUUCUCCAGUAGGUAAGGUGGCUUUGUCAGGGAGUAAAUUCUUGUCGCCAAAUGUAAAUAUGGCUGAUUCUAUUGACCGUUUGGAUAAGACUGUAACAAGAAGGCGUUUUCCCCAAAGGCGAGUUUCAGCCACUAGAGACUUUCCUCCUUUAUGUGGACGGAAUGCUCCACGCCUUUGUAAGGAUAAGUGUUCAAAGGAGAUCUUUUCUGAAUAACAACAUCAUGGGUGAACGGGACUUGGCUGUGGAUGACAAGGAAUUGAAAAAAGUCACGGCCUCUGAUGUGAAUGAAGUGGAAAAGAACGUUGAAUAUGGAGAUGCUUGCAAUCCAGUGAAUAUAGUUCAAGGUGAUUUUGAAGGGAAUGUUAUGCGGGAAGUGAAUAAGUUGGAUGGAUUGGAAGCAUCUUCUGAGAUGGACUUGCUACCAAAAAAUCCAGGAGAUAAGGGCAUUGCGCUUCUUCAUGGAAGCAAUCACAAUCAGGUAUUAACAAGUUCCCCAACAGCAGCUGAAGAAGAAAGCAGAGAUGCUGUGCUGGUUGAGGGAACACUAGGAAAGGAGAUAGUAGUUUAUUCAGGAGCCCAAAGCCUUGUGACAGAGCCUCUGGGUACAUCUGCCUGCCAUCAUAAGUCAAAAGGAGAUUUCAGUGAAUUGCAGGCUCGAUCUAGCAGGAUGGUUGUGCUAGGUCUGAUGUCUCAAUCGACAUGUCCUUGGAGGAACACUAUAGGUUCUUCCAAAUUCAGUAUGGUUGGUGAUAAAAAUGAAAGAAAGGGAAAGGGAAAGAAAAUUGAUUUUUUUGAACGGUUUGACAGGUCUAAAGUUGCUACCAAGUCUAGCGACUCGCCAAGUUGUUCUAGAAAGAAGGCUGUAGUAAAGAAAAAAGGAAGCUGUGCUGCUGAAGGUAUGGGUCAACUAGUAGUUUGGGAGGAUAAAGGUACGCUUGACUCUGAUAAAAAUAUGGAAGAGAAAAGUAUUAUCCCAAGAUCCCAAGGUUUUGAUGUUUAUGUUCCUCCUUUUAGUCAUGGAAAUCUAAAUGGUAAUGAUGAGGACUCAAAUGUGACUCGAAAUAAAGUGAGGGAGACAUUGCGCCUUUUUCAAGUUGUUACUAGAAAACUAUUGCAGGAGGAAGAAGCAAAGUCAAAGAACAAAGCGAACAAUAAUAAGAAGAUGAGGAUCGAUACAAUAGCAGCCAAGAUCCUUAAGAAUAAAGGGAAAUAUGUUAACACAGGGAAGCCGAUCGUGGGACUUGUCCCUGGGGUUGAAGUUGGUGAUGAAUUUCAGUACUGGGUGGAGCUUAACAUGAUUGGCCUUCAUCGUCAAUCUCAGGCUGGCAUAGAUUAUGUAAUGUAUAACGGUAAGAUCCUUGCAACUAGUGUGGUUUCAUCUAAGGGCUAUGCUGAUGAGUUGGGCAGUUCAGAUGUGUUGACUUAUACAGGACAGGGAGGAGGUAUGUUGAAGAAUGGCAAAGAACCUGAAGAUCAGAAGCUCGAGAGGGGCAAUCUUGCUUUGAAGAAUAGUGUUGCUGAAAAGAAUCCUGUCAGGGUAAUACGUGGCUGUGAAUCAACAGAUGGAAAAAGUAGGAGAUAUGUUUAUGACGGUCUCUAUGAAGUGGAGGCUUAUUGGCAGGAAAUGGGACCACAUGGUAAGUUGGUUUUUAGGUUUCGACUGCGAAGAAUCCCAGGUCAACCAGAACUUGCUUGGAAAGAAGUGAAAGAAUGCAAAAAAUUCAAAAAAAGAGAGGGUGUUUGUGUUGAUGACAUUUCUAAUGGGAAAGAGCCAAUUCCAAUAUGUGCUGUGAACACCAUAGAUGAUGAAAAACCCCCGCCAUUUGAAUACACAACUAGAAUGAUAUAUCCUAACUGGUGCAAUCCCAUUCCUCCAGAGGGAUGUAAUUGUACAAAUGGAUGCUCUGACUCUGACAAAUGUUCUUGUGCGGUCAAAAAUGGGGGAGAGAUCCCUUACAAUCAUAAUGGAGCCAUUGUAGAAGCAAAGCCUCUUGUGUAUGAGUGUGGUGCUUCUUGCAAGUGUCCUUCAACAUGUCAUAACAGAGUCAGCCAACAUGGGAUAAAAUUUCAACUUGAAAUUUUUAAAACCAAGACAAGAGGAUGGGGUGUGAGAUCCUUAAAUUCCAUUUCUUCAGGAAGUUUUAUCUGUGAAUAUAUAGGAGAGCUUCUUGAAGAGAAGGAAGCAGAACAAAGAACUGGUAAUGAUGAAUAUCUAUUUGAUAUCGGGAAUAGCACCAACAGUACUCUUUGGGAUGGACUUUCAAGCCUAAUGCCUGAGGCACAGUCAAGUUCUUGUGAAAUUGUGGAAAAUAGUGGUUUCACCAUUGAUGCUGCCCAGUAUGGCAAUGUUGGGAGAUUUAUCAACCAUAGUUGCUCCCCUAAUCUUUAUGCUCAAAAUGUUCUUUAUGAUCAUGAUGACAGGAGAAUACCUCAUAUUAUGUUUUUUGCUGCUGCUGAAAAUAUUCCUCCUCUGCAAGAGCUGUGUUAUGAUUACAAUUAUAUGAUAGAUCAAGUUUAUGAUUCUGAUGGCAAUAUAAAGAGGAAGGACUGCUUUUGUGGUUCUGCAGAGUGCACUGGUAGGAUGUACUGAGGCUUGCAAAGAGAAUGGCUCAAACCAUUGUUACAAGUUGGCUUGCUGCUGUGGUGAGUUCUUUCAAGAAAGUGUUCGAAAUUUAAAGAGAAGUGGUGGAUAUAGGCUAGGCUGUCUGAAGAUUCUGGAUGCUCUUCAUUGCCUUGUUCAUUUCUGAUAGCAUACAAGAGAAAUUACACUUAGCUGCUUAAAAUGACCAUGGUAUGAUAAAUGCUGAUUGUCACGUGGUUAUCUAUUUGGCCUCUACCUAUUCUUCAACUGUUAUUUCUUCGCUUCAAGCCUGUUAGUUGUUUCAUUUUAUUUCUAGUUGGGUCUUGUGAUACCUAUUAGAGUACAUUUUGCUGCAUGAGGGAGAAAGAAAAGUAGACAUAGUGUUUAUUUGGAAUAUUUAUCAUGUCGUUGUUAUUGUUUUUUUUAUUAUUAUUUAACAAUUAACAUUUCUGAUGAUUUUUUUAUGUUGGAACACAAGACGUUUGUCAUAUUUUCAUUUGAUAUUACUUUAUACUUGAAUAUUGCGU
This is a messenger RNA of Neltuma alba, 3901 nucleotides long. Its product is annotated as histone-lysine N-methyltransferase, H3 lysine-9 specific SUVH6-like. Gene Ontology annotation, cellular component: nucleus. Lineage: Eukaryota; Viridiplantae; Streptophyta; Magnoliopsida; Fabales; Fabaceae. The transcript has 4 exons. Gene Ontology annotation, molecular function: protein binding; zinc ion binding; double-stranded DNA binding. The record is from RefSeq and is a predicted model, not a curated record. Bases 954 to 3383 code for a protein of 809 amino acids.